AGACCUGUUUAAGCACAUUUCUCUUCCACUGUUGUUCAAAACUCUCCUCCGCCAAUUGGCCGUGCUUUGAAAUAAAAAAGAGUCGCUUUUGAUUCACUCCAGUCAACAAUGAGAAAAGAAGAAGCAAACAUCUUGUUUGAAAGUUGGAUAAUUAAGGCUUUCUUUCUUGCUCUCGUCUAUCACCCAGGACCUCAUCAUUUGAGAUUGCACUGAUCUUGCGCACAGUUGACAGUCCCCUUAGCUGUGUAUUUAACCCCCCCUUUUGAAGUUUCACUCACAGCAAGCAAAUGGGCAAUUGUGUUUCGUCACAGAGCCAGCAGGCAGUGGUGGAGAAACAAGCAGCAACUGGCAGAGGCAGAAGCAUAGUUUCUCUUCGCAAGGCUGCAAUGGAGAAGUAUCCGGUUCCCACCAAAAACCGCUUGGUCCUCGGCAACGAAGGGACAACUGGCGGCCUCAGCAACAAUAGCAGCUGCAGUAACAACGCCCCAGCCGGCACACAACAGACCAACGAUGCCGGCAACAACGACAUAACGCAAUUACGCUCGAAAUUACGGCCACCCUCCGUCAUCAUCGCCAGGCCGGUCAGCAUCCAGCUGACUAAUAAGAGUGGCAUUGACACCAACGGCAACAUACCUCGACCCUCUAGUCUACCCCGUCUGUUGAAAACGUCAGAUAACAACGCCACGGCCAAGAUUGAGUCGCUCCAGCAGCAGCAACAAGCCAAACCAUCCAAUUUGACGGGCUGCGCCACGUUCCGGACCGUCAGUUUGGAUUCCAAGAACCGGACGAUUCUCAAUCCGCCGCCCGUAGUCUCGGCUUCAUCGAACAAGACAUCGACGGCCUCCAAGGAUUCGAGGUCCGUCUCCCCUUCGCCAUCGAGCAUGUCCAUAGCCUCGAGUUUCGGCUCGAAUAAAAGUCAUUCGGUGGCCGAUUCCGGAAUCGCCACUUGCUCCAGCAGCCGCUCGCAGUCCACCAUUUCCGAGCGGAAGUCGGCCCUGUCUCUGAAAUUCGGUUUCUUCACCAAGAAGACGGCCGGCGCCACUGAAACCAAGAAAGCCAACGUCGAUCGAAUCAAUUCCGCCAAUAGCAUCCUGACGGCCACUCCGCCUCCAUCUUCGGCCGUCAGUAAACUUCGCGGUACAUGCGAGUUGCCACGUCAGACUAAAUCGCCGCGUCCAACUUCCCUCCGCUUAAGUUCGUCGGUUACCGUUGGAUCAGCCGGCGUCCAGCGAGUGACGGGCAGGAUACAGCAGCCGGCAACCCAUAAAAGUCCGGCUAGAAUGCCGACUCCCCAAUUGACGUCGAUAAAGAACAGAGCCGCUUUAGUGCUGGGCCGGAGUAAAAGUUCCGAUUACAAAUCGGUGGAGCUCAGGCCGCGGCUGAGCGUCGAGGCUAUCGUGGCUUCUCUCGAACAAGAAAUCCGACAUCAAUUGGGUCCAGAACCGCCUCCAUUGGCCCUCAGUCCCAAGAAGGAAGUCAAGGAAAUCUCGACUCCGGCCGAGAAAGUUGAAGUGGAGCGAUUCGGCAUCGAGACGGCCUCCAAGGCCCAAAUCGAAUUCGUCGACGAAGAUGAGGACGAAGAUUUCAUCGAAGAUAUCGAACUUCAACUUCAAACGCCAUCCAGCGCCGCCGAGUGUCAGCCUUCUCCGGAAGGCGACGAUCAAAGUCGAGACGAAGGUCAUCAUGGCGACGAGGAAGAUUCUAAUGCAACAUCCAUUUCAGACGCCAUGAUAGACGAUGAAAUUGCCGACCAGCCCGGUCUUGUCAUGCUCGGACAGUCGUACUCAGUUCCGGCGUCGCCGAUGCAUUCUUGGAGAUCCGAACUGUUUCAUUACAACCUACCGCCCAUGUCCAUGAUCAAUUAUCCGCCGUCGGAAGACGAUCAAUCGGACGUCUCAUCCUACCAUCACAGACUAGUGCGACGACGCGUUGCCAGUGUCAGCGAUAUCGACGACGGUCUCAAGGAGUCGCCCGUGGCAGCGGCGACGGCCAGCAGCAGCAGUCCUGUUGCUCCCGCCGAUGGGAUCAGGGCGUCGACGAUGAGAGCAGAACUCUUCAACUCUCCGUCGUCCAAGCAUCGAGAGAGCAGCAGCACCAGCUACUGGCCGCCCUCGGAAGCCACCAUCGUCAUUGAAUUGGAGGAGUACACGAGUAUGGCCAACGAGCUGGCCGACAUCAAGUCUCAGCUCAUCACUUUGCAGAAUCUUUUGGUGGAAACGGUGGCAGAUGGCGGAAGCAAUUGCGGUGGCAUAGAUCCGCCCGGAUCGCACACGGCGCCUCUGUGGGACUUGAAGCGUGAUCUGGUUCUCUUGCGAGAGGAACUCCAGGAAAAGAAUACGACAAUCAAGACUUUGAAGAAUCAACUGCGGGCCGUCAACGGCCGGACAUCCGUCAACAAGAACAAGGAAUCGACGGCCACCACCAAAGCUUCAGCUUCGUGCAAUGUAGCCACUCAAACUGACAGGCCCCGAAGUGGCGCCUUCACCAACGGUCUAUCCCCGUCUGAUAACGACGAGGUUCAAUUAGUCAGCAGUACUAAAUUGAAGCUGCCCACCGUUUCUGGGUUACCUGUCCGGUCACGUCCGAUCAGAUUGACGACUAAAUGAUUUGACGACCCAAUCAUUCAAUCAGCUUCUUUAUGCCGUUACGUAAUAUCGGAAUUUUUCCAUUCUCCGUCAACUAUUCUUCUUAUUUUCCUUAUCUAAAAUUAAAACACACCAUGAAUUUCCGAUUCACCAUCUAUGAUUAUGUUCUCGCACUGUAUCCCGUUGGUUUUCCUUUUCCCUCCCGUGAUUCCGUCAUUGAAAUUGUAUGUACAUUCUCGAUUGCAGACAGGCUAAUAAUGGUAACGUAAAGCUUUAAAAUAAUAGGAUAGGAGUUCAUAACCGAGAGAGAGAGAGAGAGCUUAUUAGGUUCCACACACCAGAAUGAUCUAAUUCGGUUUAGAUGUGUAAUUCCCUAGUCAUUUUCUACCCCCGAUGUAAUAACUUACCGUAUAUUAUUUACGUCUGAAACCUUUCUUUUUUUUCAAUUGAGAAGGCAAAAUAACUAAAUUAAUCGAAAGCACAAGUAUCUUCAACGCAUAUUCAAAUUAAUUAUUAAGGGAAAAGGAUUUUUUUUUUCGUUCAAUUCCGAUUCAAAUGAGAAAAAUAAUCACAUAGUACUAACAAAGCCGGACAUCUAACCAUCUUUAUUAACGCCAAUCACCUCCACCCACCCCACUUUUUCCCUGCUAUUAUAAAAAUUACAAUUGAUUUCUUUUGAUAGAUACUGAAAGUAUUUUUGGGGGGUUUUUUUCAAAGUCACUCAACAACUUAUAGCUCGCCGUCUCCUUAUUUGUCGAUCCCUCCAAUUCCAAGUGUUUUGUUUAGAUUUGCUGUUCAUCGACGUUGACGUAUAAAAAACCACACAUAACUAGGAACCAUAUAACUGCAUUAAUUCUUGACCCCGUAUUAAUCCUUACUUAUAUACCGUCCUUAUUAUUAAUUUUUUUUUUUUGGCCCCUGUGUUUUUUGUUAUAGUUUUUUUUUUUUUUUGUCCUGAACAACAUCACAACAACAACAAUACAUGGCUUGGUUGAUUCCGCCACAUUCCUCUGA
Daphnia pulex (common water flea) is the source of this 3599-nucleotide messenger RNA. RefSeq lists its product as uncharacterized. The record is from RefSeq and is a predicted model, not a curated record. The transcript is spliced from 9 exons. Lineage: Eukaryota; Metazoa; Arthropoda; Branchiopoda; Diplostraca; Daphniidae. The coding region runs from base 288 to 2606 and encodes 772 amino acids.